AUGCCCACGGUGCACCUAUUAGAUUAUGUUGCCGGCAACAUCAGGAGUCUGGUGAAUGCCAUUGAGAAGUGUGGCUACGAGGUCGAAUGGGUCCGAUCUCCUGAGGAAGUUCCCAAUGCAGAGAAACUUAUCCUCCCCGGUGUCGGCCACUUUGGCCAUUGUCUUUCCCAGCUUUCUCAAGCCGGCUAUCUAGAACCUAUCAAGAAACACAUUGCUGAUGGAAAGCCCUUUUUCGGUGUUUGCGUUGGCCUACAAGCUCUCUUCCAGGGUUCUGUCGAGGAUCCUGACAUCCCCGGUCUCGGAGUUGUACCAGCUACUUUGGAUCGAUUCGACGACUCAAGUAAAUCGGUACCUCACAUCGGUUGGAACAAUGCCUUCACGGCUGGGAAGGCCAUGUACGACCUUCAGCCGGACUCAAAGUAUUAUUAUGUUCACUCGUACAAGUGCCCCUACGAGCCAGGAGAGCUUGAGUCGCAAGGAUGGGCUGUUGCGACUGGCACAUACGGCACCGAGACUUUCGUAGGUGCCAUCGCCAAGGGCAAUAUCUAUGCAACCCAAUUCCACCCAGAGAAGUCCGGCGCCGCCGGCCUAAGGACGCUCCGUGCUUUUCUCACGGGUGAAGGUCUGAAAACCCUCGGUAAUGUAGUCGAUGAAGCUGUCGCCAAUGCUCCUGUCAAGUUCGAGGACAGCCUGACACGACGAGUCAUUGCAUGCUUGGAUGUGCGAACAAACGACCAAGGCGAUCUGGUUGUCACCAAGGGUGACCAGUACGAUGUCCGCGAGAAGGGCGACGAUCGCAACGUGCGUAACCUAGGCAAGCCUGUCGAGAUGGCUAAGCGAUACUACGAAUCUGGGGCGGACGAGGUCACGUUCCUUAACAUCACUUCUUUCCGGGAUUGUCCAGUCGCCGAUCUCCCCAUGCUUGAGAUCGUUCGUCAAACGUCUCGCACUGUUUUUGUGCCCCUAACCAUUGGUGGUGGUAUCCGUGAUACCGUAGACACUGAUGGCACAAAGGUUUCAGCGCUCGAGAUUGCCACCAUGUACUUCAAGUCUGGUGCUGACAAGGUCUCGAUCGGGUCUGAUGCUGUUCUUGCUGCCGAAGAGUACUACUCUCUCGGUCGUAAGCUCUUUGGUAACACUGCCAUCGAACAGAUUUCACGGGCCUAUGGUAAUCAGGCCGUCGUUGUGAGCGUUGACCCCAAGCGCGUCUAUGUUCCCAAGCCAGAUGCUACCCGACACAACAUCGUCAAGACACAGUUCCCCGGUCCCAAGGGUGAGGAGUACUGUUGGUACGCCUGCACGAUCAAGGGCGGUCGUGAAACACGGGAUAUGGAUGUAGUCGAGCUUACACAGGCUGUCGAGGCGAUGGGAACCGGAGAGAUUCUCCUCAACUGCAUUGACAAAGACGGUACCAACAGUGGGUUCGACUUUGAGCUCAUCAACCAAGUCAAAGGAGCUGUCAAGAUCCCCGUCAUUGCCUCAAGUGGUGCUGGCAACCCGUCUCACUUUGAAGAUGUAUUCCAAAAGACUCCAACAGAUGCCGCUUUGGGCGCUGGAAUGUUCCACCGCGGCGAGUACACAGUCAAGCAAGUGAAGGAUUACCUACAAGAAAAGGGUCUCAAGGUGAGACAGUUCGAAGAGGGCUUUUAG
Molecule: messenger RNA, 1650 nt
Organism: Fusarium pseudograminearum CS3096
Lineage: Eukaryota; Fungi; Ascomycota; Sordariomycetes; Hypocreales; Nectriaceae
Exons: 2
Coding region: 1-1650 (549 amino acids)
Biological process (GO): L-histidine biosynthetic process
Molecular function (GO): imidazoleglycerol-phosphate synthase activity; oxo-acid-lyase activity
Source: RefSeq, a predicted model, not a curated record